Molecule: messenger RNA, 1518 nt
Organism: Pogonomyrmex barbatus (red harvester ant)
Lineage: Eukaryota; Metazoa; Arthropoda; Insecta; Hymenoptera; Formicidae
Source: RefSeq, a predicted model, not a curated record
GUGAGAAUAAUGCAAAAGAACAGUAAAAGUUUUUUAGAACGUUUAAAACUAAUUUUCUUUGUGAUAAUUACAAUUUUAUCGAAAGGAAGUCGCAGGAAAUGAAAAGAAGGAAAUACGACGUUAACGUGCGCGAAACCAGACUGGAGGUACCUAUGUUGAAGAAAUAUUUGCCCUCUUAUCAAACACCGGGCUUAAUAGAAGAGCUGAAGGAACACGAUAGAAUAAGAUUAAUUCAGGAACGAGAAGCUAGAAGAUGGACAGCUUUGAGCGCUCUUCGAAGCGCUAAGGAUUCCUCGUCGAGUAUCAGAUCGAGAGAUCGGGCAUGCGGUACUUCUGUAAUAUGCGACGCUCAUGAAACCGCCGGCAGAUUAACCUCAGUCUCCACGAGCUUGACCGAGGGGAAUACCCUUCCUUAUCAAGAAACGCAAACCUUCAAAGACGUGAUGAGUGAGUUUCGGAAGAAAGUGAUAGAGGCUGGGAAGCCUCUAAUAUCUUUAUCUCAACGCGCAGAUAAAUGUAAAGACUUGAAACAAUUGUUUCCGAAAACAGAAGACCGUAGAGGAUUUACGGCACCGGAGUUGGAGAAAGUUGUUAACAGGUUUAAGCCAAUGUGUGAUAAACAUGAGAGAAAGGAGGAAGACGAGUGUACUACAAUAUAUAAAGCAACGCGAAGAUUUCAAAGUGAAUCAUUUAGCGAAAUAUCAUCAAUUUGCAGUUACUCUUGCGAAAAUCGUCGAUUUGACGUUUCAACUUCGCCGGAUGAAACUACAGAUAACAAUACUAAUAUUCCUUAAAUGUGUUAUAACAUGUGAUAAAAAAAUAUUAUGAGAUUAUUGUAACCACAGAUUAAUAUUAUUAUCUAAUAUAUUUUAAUUGUAAAUUGUUAUUAUUUAAAUAUUAAAGUUAUUUAAGAUUGUCCAGUCUAAAAGAAGGAGAUUCAAUUUUUAAAAUAUAAAUUUUAAAAAAAGCGCCCGAAUAUAGUAGACUUGGCAUAUUUUGCAAUGUUGCAAAAUUACAAAAUGAUUGACUGACAGUGGUAUCAUCGCAUGUCAAAUAUCUGUCGCAAAUUGUAUACGGGGCAACGUGUCAAAUAUUUAUCAGCUGAUACAAUAUUAAAAAAAAAAAAAAUACGCAUUAUUCGCACUCGUGCGGUAUAUACAUGCGGGUGCAAUAAUUUAUGUGCAUAACCGAAACAACAAGCAGCUGCGUUGAAGAUCCAUUUGAAAACAAGUGCAGCGACUAUCAGAAGCAAACAACAAUUUUCUUAUCGGUGGUUUCUGAACACUGCUGCAGCUAAAACGAUUAAUUAAUAUACGUAAUUGGCAUAAACCAAAGUAAACGAUAUAAAGUAUGAAAAGCUGUCUAUUACGGAGCUUUUAAGAACAAUCAUGUAAUUUUCGCAGGAAAAUUGAGAACACUCAUAAAUCACGAAGGAUUCUAAAAGUCGUGACUAUCGGAAAUGCGACCAACAAACUACGUGAAUAAUGUAUCGUUCGAUUUCCCGUGAGUACCAUCAAA